AUGGGUGAUAUUCUUGCAUUCUUCGGCGCCGGCCGGCCCCUGUUCCUCAGGCAGCCGGUGGAGGCGGGGCCCAGGCGGGCACCCCUUCCUCCCCCGCCGCCUGCCGAGCCCUUAACAGGUAACGGAGGAGGGGCGGCCGCCGAGGGGUCGGGCCGGGAUCUGCUUCCUGGGUUUCCUUUCGCUUCAGCGGGGGCAUCGCUGGGCCGGGCCGGGCCGGGCCGGGCGUGGGGCCCGCCCUGUGGCCGCGCCCUCUCCCCGUGCCCGCUGACGCCGCGUCCCCAUCCGCAGGUCCGAGCCAUGGGGCCGCUGUGCGGCGGGGCGGCGGGGCGGCUGCUGCGGGCGGCCGGGGCCGGCAGGAGGCUGCUGCUGCUCAGCGCCGCACGGAGCGGCGGCAGCCCGGCGGGAGGGAGUCCGGCUGUCCGCCGCGAGGCCUUGGCCGUCAAAAAGCGAGGCUACGACAUCACCAGGAACCCCCACCUCAACAAGGGAAUGGCUUUCACACUUAAAGAGAGGCUGCAACUGGGAAUUCAUGGCCUCCUGCCUCCCUGCUUCUUGAGCCAAGAUGUUCAGGUUCUCCGUGUCAUGAAAAACUACGAGAACAAAACGAAUGAUCUAGACAAGUAUAUUGUUCUUAUGACAUUACAAGACAGGAAUGAGAAGCUGUUUUACCGAGUGCUCACCUCUGACAUCGAGAGGUUCAUGCCCAUCGUUUACACCCCCACGGUUGGCCUGGCAUGUCAGCAGUACGGGUUGGCUUUCAGGAGACCACGGGGGUUGUUUAUCACCAUCCAUGAUAAGGGCCAUAUUGCAACAAUGCUAAACUCUUGGCCUGAGGAAAACAUUAAGGCUAUCGUGGUGACAGACGGAGAGAGGAUUCUCGGUUUAGGAGACCUAGGAAGUUAUGGUAUGGGUAUCCCAGUGGGGAAGCUGGCUUUGUACACCGCUUGUGGAGGAGUUCACCCACAGCAGUGUCUCCCUGUCCUGCUGGAUGUUGGCACAGACAACGAGGCUCUCCUGAGUGAUCCACUCUAUAUUGGACUGAAACACAAGAGGGUCCGUGGGAAACAAUACGACGAACUGAUUGAUGAGUUUAUGCAGGCGGUUACCAACAAGUACGGUAUGAAUUGCCUAAUCCAGUUUGAAGACUUUGCCAAUGCUAACGCAUUUCGCCUCCUCAACAAAUACCGUAACAGAUACUGUACGUUCAAUGAUGAUAUUCAGGGCACUGCUUCUGUUGCAGUCGCUGGCCUCUUUGCAGCUUUAAGGAUCACAAAGAACAAGCUCUCUGACCACAAGUUUGUCUUCCAGGGAGCUGGAGAGGCUGCAAUGGGCAUAGCUCACCUCAUCCUCAUGGCCAUGGAAAAGGAAGGAAUUUCACGAGCAGAUGCCAUCAAAAAAAUAUGGAUGGUGGACUCCAAGGGACUGAUAGUCAAGGGCAGGAGCCACCUGAACCAUGAGAAAGAAAUGUUUGCCCAGGACCAUCCCAGUGUGAACACACUAGAAGAGGUUGUGCAGAAAGUGAAGCCGACAGCAAUUAUAGGUGUCGCAGCCAUUGCAGGAGCUUUCACUGAGAAGAUUUUGAAGGACAUGGCAGCUUUCAACGAGAGGCCCAUCGUGUUUGCCCUGAGCAACCCCACGAGUAAAGCAGAGUGCACAGCAGAGCAGUGCUAUCACCUCACUGAGGGCCGGGGUAUAUUUGCCAGUGGGAGUCCAUUCUCAAAGGUUACCCUGCCUAAUGGUCAGACCUUCUUCCCUGGCCAAGGAAACAACGCCUACGUCUUCCCAGGAGUGGCGCUGGGAGUCAUAGCCUGUGGAGUCCGGCACAUCUCUGAUGACAUCUUCCUCAUCACAGCACAGUCUAUUGCUGCUGAGGUGACAGAGCAGAAUCUUGCAGAGGGAAGACUCUAUCCCCCCUUGAACAGCAUCAGAGAGGUAUCUUUCAAAAUCGCUGUCAAAAUUGUUAACUGGGCCUACAAGCAUGGUCUUGCUUCUUGGUACCCUGAGCCAGCAGACAAAGAAGCCUUUGUGAAACAGCUUGUUUAUAGUCCUGAUUACGAUUCCUUCGUUAUGGAUGAUUACAUGUGGCCUGCUGCAGCCAUGCAGACACAAGAUGUAUAAGUUGUUGUGAGAACUGCUUCCUCAUUUUUUCCAUCAGUUCCCAUGGUCCAGAUCAUUGAUGAUAUAAAUGAAUAUUAGGCUUGCGGAAUUAUAAAAAUAAUUGAAUCAAAGUACUUUUUUUUUUUUUUUAAUUAUUAUUUGCCACUGCUUUUUCUUUGUGGGAGCAUAUCAAGAGGGGGCAAAAUAGAGUCCACACUGGGAAGUCAGUAACCUGAGGAGAGACAGAGGCUAUGCUUCCAGUCCAUCCCAGUCUGCACUGCAGCUUUUGCCAUCAUUUAAAGCCCCACAGACACCAUGAAUAUUGGUGUUCUCUCUCCAGAUUUGUAAAUCUGUAGUCAUGUGGCUCAUUUCCUAAACAAGAGAUGCUCGAUGACUUCUUAUCAAGAAGAAGGAUCUCAUAGAGCACUGCUGUAUCUUCCAGAACUUUGGUCAGCCAGGAACGAUGUCACCAUCUGUGGUCAGUCAACCCCAGCAGAUGAUCCACACAACUGCUCACCUACUCCCUUGCAGUGGAGUGGGUGAGAGAAUCAGAUGGGUAACAGUGAGAAAAGUUGCAGGUUGAUAAGGCAAUUCUAUAGGUACAGCAACAGCUGUGUGUACAGGCACAGCCAGGAGCCAGCUCUUGUGUGUUCCUUGUUCUCUCAUUGCCUUCCUCUAUCCCUGCUGCUCCCAUCUUCUCCAUACUGUACCCAGAGUGUCUGAGGGACCCUUCCCCUCCAGCUCCUCCAAGUGCCAGCCAGGCAGCCAGGGGCUGCAGCACCAAACCUGUGUCCUUGGGAAAGAUGACACAGCCAGAAAUACUCUGUGAGAAGGUAUUUUUCUGCCAGUUGUGGCUGAAUCCAUGGUCCUUGGCCUCUGCAAGAGGGCAGCCCUGGGUGAGAGCAUGGCCAGGAUGGGAUUCUCUUGCCAGCAAAGGCAACAAGUUGUUGGGCUGCCCAGGCAGAAAACUUCCCACUGGUAGAGCUUGCUGGCCUUAGCAUUAACCCAUCCUUAGAAGCAGCAGAAGCUGCUCAGUGAGCACCUUCACCUGGUAAAUCCCUGCCUAAUCUGAAAAAAUGAUUCUCUGAAGCCUCUUCAACCACUGCCCGAAGCAAUCUGCGGGCUCAGGUGCCCUGGGAACAGUAAGGAUUCUGUCCAAACUCCAGGCCUAAGCCAUCCCCUCAAGGAGCCUCCUGCUAUCCCACCUCAUUUGGACAUUACAGCUGCCCAAAUUCUUAGCAAGUGUCUGAGCCCUGGGGCCAGAGACCUGUCCCCAGAGGCCACAUGCCUGACUGCCAGAGCCACGAGCAGAGGGGUGAUCAUGGAAAAGAAAACCCUUCUUGGUCCAGCAGAAGUCCAUAACUACCAGCAUAGGCAGACCCAAUUUUGUCUCCUGCUGGCAGAAGGCACUGUUUCCCUGUGCCCUGCCAGGCCCCAUCCUGUCAGAGAAUCAAAGAACCAUAGGAGUGGUUUGGGUUGGAAGGAACCUUAAAGCUCCAUCCCCGUGCUGUGGGCUGGUUG
Molecule: messenger RNA, 3618 nt
Organism: Phasianus colchicus (ring-necked pheasant)
Lineage: Eukaryota; Metazoa; Chordata; Aves; Galliformes; Phasianidae
Gene: ME3
Product: malic enzyme 3
Biological process (GO): pyruvate metabolic process; malate metabolic process
Cellular component (GO): mitochondrion
Molecular function (GO): NAD binding; malate dehydrogenase (decarboxylating) (NADP+) activity
Source: RefSeq, a predicted model, not a curated record